UCGUGACCACUGAGACAUAUUGUCACAACUGCUCGUCGAGAGGAACAUGUGUUUUUUUCAAGAGAAGAGACGAGUCUGAACGGAACAGGCAAGAACAGAGGACAAUGUAGGAUCUACGCAUCGGAUUUGAGUCAUGCAGGGCUCGGAGGCAGUGGAGGACUGUGUGCAGGGGGCUCUCUCAUCCCUCUAUCCUCCGUUUGAGAGCACCGCCCCUCCUCUCCUCUCUCAGGUAUUUUCUGUACUGGAGUCAACCUACCAGCAUGACAGUUUGAGGUAUCUGCUGGAUUACUUUAUCCCUGCCAAGAAUCUCCUUCACAGACUACAGCAGCACGCUUGUUCACAGUACCUGGGCUGCUUGUUCCUGCACUCUGGCUGGCCGCUGUGUUUAGGGGAAAAGGUGGUUGUUCAGCUCUCUACUCUAGACUGGAGGCUGCUGCACAGUACUGACUUUUACCUGCAGGUGGUGCCCUUCUCUACACGCUGUCCCCGACUGGCCCUCAAAUGUUUGGCCCCCGGGGGCCGAAACGUGCAAGAAGUCUUGGUGCCGGAGUCACAGCACCCCCUGGUGUUCACUGCUGAGUGGCUACACUGCAUUAACAAAGAGCGUGGUUGCAAGAGAGAAGGUGCAGGAGGGUUGGACACGUGUCUGGUUAGCACAUGUGACGGGGUGGUCCGGUUGCCGUGGGCAGAGGUGGUCUACCCCAAAUUCAUCCAUAAUCCCACAGACGACCUUGGACCGCUAGGAACCCCUGCUUCAGACCUCCCUGGUGACCUUUCCCCCACAGGUGGGGGUCUGGGCUGGGGCUCAUCCUCCGGAGAGCUGGACUCCUGGUCUUGGGAUGAGGAGGAUGACCUUCCUCCCGACGGCGACGAGGUGGAAUCGGGCCUCCCGCAUCAGAGGAGGAGGAGCAGCGAGGAGCGCCUCUCAACCGAAGGCGCAGGGGACUACGUUGAGCUCCUGGAACCUCGCGGAGGUCCCGAUGGAGGCACAGACACCAAACAGCGUUACCUGGAGAUGCACGGCAUCUGCAAGACCAAGACCCUUCCGCUGUGCCGGAGGAGUAAGGCCAUCCGGAUACGCCGCGGGAAGGCAUGGGGCGUCGGCCGCUCUGACGGAGGGAGCAGGGUGGGCUUCUUAGUCCGGAGAGACAGCAACCACAUGGGAAGGGAACCUGGAGCUCCAGCGCGAAGAGACUGGGGGAACUCUCGGCCUCCUCCCAGGGUUAUCGAUCUGGGAAGGGAGAGACGGUCGUACCCUUCUUCCCUCCAGGACUCUGAUGAAGGGAACAGGGCAAGCCUGGAUACCCAGGGACUCUAUUUGGAAGGUCCAGCCAAGGAGCGGAGACCUGGGGUGGGUAAGGAGAGGGAUGGGGCUGGCUGCACACUUCCUUGGGAAGAAAGUCAGAGAGGGAAAGGUUCUGAAAGUAGGCAGAGUUCUGGUGGAAAGGAAGCUGAUGACUUGGCCCAUCACAAAGGGGAACACGCAGAAGGCCAAUCAGAUCAGGGAUCUCAUCAAGACAAGGUUUUCAGUGAUGCUGAUAGGUUGUUGGCUGAUUCUUCAAGUAGUUCUGAUCAUGCUGCAACGCCAAUGGAUAAUACAGCCAAUGCUAAGAUCCCACUGGCUGAUAUUUCUGGUAGUGAGGACAAUGCCGCAAGCCAAUUGGCCGUAGGAUCUGAAACGAGGAGUAAAUCUUUGACAGACUCUAGCGUUAAAAAAAAUGAGUCAAACUCAUGUGUUAAUGGUCAUAACGGAGCUGAAGCUUAUACAGAGGACUCUAAAGAGUACAGAAAACCGGAGAAAACCCUCCCAAAAUCAGGUACGGAAAAUCCUGUGGAAGAAAGGCAUGCUGGGAAGCAGGAGGAACGUGUGUGUCCCAGAGGAAAAGAGGUGAAAACCGGAGGAUUCAGAGCCCCUAGGAGGAAGAGAAAGGUUAAAGGAGGCAAAGGAAAGGGCAAAUCUGGUGGCCGCCUGACCCAGAGAGUGAAAGGUGACCACCCCACCUCAAAAUCCCCAAGCAAAACAUCCCAGUCUGGCACCACUUCAUCCGCCACCCUCCAACUGCCAGUCAUCCAAGACAACCAGUUGGAGCCAAAACAGCAAGUCUCAGGGGCUAAUAAAGAAUGUGCUGUAGCCAAUGACAGAGAGGCGAAGGAUAAGCCAAAGAAAUUAAGUGGAGAAAAAGAACUUCAAUCUGACAUUCCUGCCGAAACUGAGUGCCAAAGAAGCAUGUCCAUACCAGAAAAACUGCCAGAAGAGGCGUUGCCAGUAGCAACUACCGGCCAAUCAGAUGGACAAACUGCCGAAACUCCGCCCUUACUAAGAGAUUUAGAUCAGGAACUCCUCCAAUCAGGAAAACUGAUGCUGACAGGUACCGUGGACAGACUAGGGCGUGGGCUGGUUGUCACAGAAGCCCAUGUCUCAGAGGAGGGUUACCGUGUCGACGAAAUGGCUCGCGUGUUGUCCUGCUACUACAGAAUCACACGACCAGCUGCCAGAGAGAAAGGACUGACUGUAAUAGUGGACAGCAGACAGACUCCGCCCUCUGAGCUCUGUCUCUCUGCCCUAAGACUCUUCAAGACUCAGUGUCCCGUUGGUCUUGGCUCUGUACUCAUCCUGACUGAGGAGCAGCAGGAGUUGUCUCAGCCCAGCCUGGAUGGCAUCGAGGUGCACACGGUUCGAGGUACGGGGGUCCUGCAGCAGUUUGUGGAUAGGCAGCAGUUAACCCCGGAGAUGGGCGGAGACUUCGAUCACUCUCAUUCUGAUUGGCUGGUAUUCAGGCUGAGUUUGGAACAAUUGACUGAGCGAUGCGAGAGCGCCCUCUCUCUGAUAGGACAUGCACUGCAGUCUAUGGAGACAGAACCACUACCUGACUGUAUUAAGAAUGUCACCCUCAGCGUUGACAAACACAGACAACUGAUGACGAGCGUCUUGGCUGAUCAACGGCUGACAGAGCUCCAGCAGAGAGGCGGGGCUUGGCUGGCAGGGCUGACCAAUGGCGCAUCCAGAUUAGCUCACAAGUCACCAGACUGCAGGGCUGCCUUGGCAUCGACCUCUAACCUCUAUGACAGCGUUGACGACGCUCUUCAUAGUCUGGUCCGCGUGUCUAACCAAAGAGGCCGUGACCUGGACGCACUGGGCAGACUGGCCUCACUGGUCGAUAAGCUGGAUAAGUGUGAGAGGGAGAUUGAGCACGUUCAGGAGCAGUUGGAGGACUACAAGGAUCCUCCUCUCUCUCUCAGCCGGCUCUCCCUCAAACAGCAGAAAUUCAAGAGCUUCAGAGAGUCAGCUAUGGAGCUGCACAGUGAAACUCUGUCUGUACUGGGAGAGAUAGAGAGUUGGGCUGAGUUGGAAUGGGCCGGACUGGCAGCAGUGCUAAAGAGAUUACCCCCGGUUAGAGAAAAAGUCAGAGACAUGUCCCACUGUCUCUCUGACUGCUGGACACAACUGGACAACACACAGAGACUGCUCUCCACACUCACAGAGGCCUCACAGUGGUGUGACGUUGUGUCCUCCUCCUCUCCCUCGUCCCCGUCCUCCCCUCUCUCCUCCCUUCCCCCAAUCCCCCCGUCACGGUUCCAAGACGCGCGGGCCCUGGCCCUGGAACUGGGGGGCGGAGCUUUGCUGGAUCUCUGGUCCCAAACCCUGGAGCGCUACCAGCGCACGCUGGCCCAGUUCAAGAGCCGCAUCCUCCAGGCGGAACGAGGGAGCGGCGGCGCCCAGAACCAGGAGGCCGGCGCGGGACCGCAGAGAGCCGCGAGGGGCUCCUCCUCCACAAGCUCCUGGGAACUUGAGGGAGGAGAUGACGGAGAAUGGGGAGCGGUCGUGGAAGGAGCGCUCCAGUCGUGGGGGUCACUGGCUUCGCUCUUCCGCCCGCAGAACUGCUCCACGCUGAAAAUCGGAGAGGAGAAGAAGAAAGAGGGAGGAGGACCUGGAGGAGGAGGAAAGUUCUUACAAAAUCUGCUGAACCCAGCCAAGAAGAGUCCUGCAGAAGUUCCCCAGCCUUCCAAACCCGUGCGUAAGCGGAACCCCAGCUUUGACCUGCAGGCCCUGCUGGCGCCUCGCCGCUCCCCUGCCACGCCCCGCCCGGUGGAGGCUCCCGUGGGCGUGUCCAGCCGCACCUCCCCCCUGUCCUGGCUGGGCCGUAAAACGGACCCGGUCCUGACCGCCAGCGUGGUCCCCGCCGUGCCCGGGUGGAGAGAGGCGGGCGGCGGGGUUCUGAUCCGAGGGGUGGAGGUCAGCAGCAAAGAGGUGGUGGAUCACACCGGGUUGUCACGGCAACACGUGCUCCUGAGCCGUGCCGAGAGGGAGAUGGGUGGGGACCGGCCAGGCACCACUGCCCAGAGUAAGUUGUAUUUGCAGUGGUGUCGCUUGGUGAGUUCAGAGAGACAGUAUGUAGCUGUUUUGAAAGGAGUGGAGGAGAGCUACAUGCCCCUUCUGGAGAGUCCCGAUGCCCCGUCUGCCCUGCGAGGGAAAACCGAGGCUAUCUUCAGCAACUGGAGCUCACUAAGCAACUUCCACUCGCAGUUCCUCCUCCCGGCCAUGGAGGGCGCUCUUUCACAGACCCUCCAGCAGCAAGACUGCUUCAGCAAAUACAAAGACCAGUUUCUGCAGUACUCCCACUACAUUCGUACGCGACCUGAACUGGACUCUCUACUGGUCAGCCAAGCAUCAGACUUUUUUAAGCUGAAGUUCCCUGCCUUCCCUCCGCUCUCUGCUCUGUCGUUCCCACACUGUCUGUCAGCUCCGCCUCAGAGGCUGGAGCAAUACCGUGAGGCUCUGGAGGAAAUGAGCGGUCUUAACUUCGCCUCUGACUCCGCCCUCUCCAUUCUCAGACACGCCCAGCGCCACGGCGAAGACCUGAGAGCCAGCGACCUCAUUGUAGGGUGUCCGGUUCCGGUGGCUGAGAGAGGAGAUCUGGUGCGUCAGGGGGAGCUGCUGGUCUGUGGAGGCGGCAGGAGGAGAAAAACGGGAAUGAGGACAGUCUUCCUCUACCAGCAUCACGUCAUCUUCACCAAAGUCAAAACGCCCAGCCCUGGACGCACAGUCUACAGCUUUAAACACAGCAUAAAGACAGGUGAAAUGGGCCUGACUCAGAGUGUAGGAGAGGAAGGUCUGCGUUUUGAAGUUUGGGUUCGUCAGGCGUCUCGGACUCGGGAUUGUCUUACCCUUCAGGCACAGAGCGGAGAAGAGAAAGCCAUCUGGACCCACGACAUUGCACAGCUGCUCUGGACGCACGCUAUCAACAACACAGAGCUGUGUUUGAAGGAGUCUUUAUGUAUGGGCGUCUCCAGUAAACUACUCCUGGAUGUCACAGGUGCCCAAACAUCAGAACUGGAUUCCAGCUUCAGUCUGAAUGACAGAGUUCAGAGCAGUUGUUCUGACUCGUCCUCUGUGGGGAGCCAGAAAGAGGGGGGCUCUCCAUCGUCUGGUAGAGACUCCAGUAGAAGUGCUGUACAUACUGGCCACACACAGAGUUCAUCUCCCUCCACUGCCGUGUGA
Messenger RNA from Chanos chanos (milkfish), 5500 nucleotides. RefSeq names its product Rho guanine nucleotide exchange factor (GEF) 40 (gene arhgef40). The coding region runs from base 134 to 5500 and encodes 1788 amino acids. Lineage: Eukaryota; Metazoa; Chordata; Actinopteri; Gonorynchiformes; Chanidae. The record is from RefSeq and is a predicted model, not a curated record. The transcript has 26 exons. Gene Ontology annotation, molecular function: guanyl-nucleotide exchange factor activity.